UGAGCAUUGAGCUACAUCAGUCCAGUAAUCUUCUGCAUAAUGUGGUUAGUAGUUUGGGCUUUAACUUGUUAAUAUGGUUCUUCCAUUUCAAGAGGAUUGUUUAAUUGAGAAAACAUGCAAAUUUGCUUUGUCAAUUUGCAGGGUUUUGUGGUUUUUCUGUCUGCUCAUUGGAAGCAUCAGCUGCUUUCCUCAACAAGGAGGCAGUGGUGUUCCUUCUCCCAUGUGGCUUCCACGUUCAUAUUCUGGACAAGCUCCAUCAAAGCCAGUCUAUGAGGGAACCUCUGAGCAAGCUGGUGGUCUGGACAGUUACAGCAGUUUUCCUUGGUCUUAUGGCAGCAACACUGCUGGAGGUCCUUCAGACAGUGGCAGCUCUGAGGCCACAUGGUAUACUGCAAUGUCCUCUGGACAGGAACCAUCCAAGCCAUCCCAUCAGAAACCUACAGGACAAUCCAGCACUUAUGGCAGCUACAGUGGCCCUUACACUGCUGGGGGAGCCCACAGUUUCUCUGGCUCUCAGCAGUACGGUGCACAGAGCAGUCAGUCUGGAGGGGCUGAGCAGGAAAGCUGGGGAUCUUCAUCUGAUGGCGAGGAUGAGGACGAGCCCGUCUUCACUCCAGUGAGUGAGGAGGAUCAGGUGCACGCUUCAAAGUCUCGUUCUCGCUACAACCAGAAGCGGCUGCUGUUCAGUCAGUUCCGCUACACCCCAACAGAACCACGACAGCCUCAGGAGCCAGUGUUUCCACACACGGGUAAAACAUCUCAACACGGCAAAGGUCCAGUCAAAGGAGGCUACUGAAAAUCCCUGUGGUGAUACUGUCAAUAAGUAGCAUGUGUGGUCUGUGGAGCCGCUGGCAACCACUGACUGUUCAGGUUCACCUUCAGAAAAGCUGUUCCUUUCGGCAAAUAAAAUGGUGUUUGAGAACA
This is a messenger RNA of Oryzias latipes (Japanese medaka), 924 nucleotides long. The record is from RefSeq and is a predicted model, not a curated record. Lineage: Eukaryota; Metazoa; Chordata; Actinopteri; Beloniformes; Adrianichthyidae.